This is a messenger RNA of Aphanomyces astaci, 447 nucleotides long. RefSeq lists its product as hypothetical. The transcript has 4 exons. The record is from RefSeq and is a predicted model, not a curated record. Bases 1 to 447 code for a protein of 148 amino acids. Lineage: Eukaryota; Oomycota; Saprolegniomycetes; Saprolegniales; Verrucalvaceae.
AUGAGGGUCGUACUUGACACCGAUGGGCCGGCGCUAGACCAAGUUGACCUAGUCGGUGACUUACUCGGGGGCUUCGUGCCUUACGACGUAGGCGAAUUUUCGUGGCAUUCUAUUCUAAAGACCACCGUGGACGAAGACACCGGUGUUGCAUGGUGCAUGAAGGUGGCGGGAACGUUGAGCGUGGAAUGCGGGUUCCAAGAUCCCUUUGGCGAAGCUGGUGCACUUAUGUUUGCUUGCGCGUCAAGAAAGCCCCUUGUCAUAGUGAUUGUGGAGGAUAAAAUUGCGCGUGAGUCCGGUGUGGAUUGGUACCAGUACUGCCGCGACCUGUGUUCGGCGGAAAUUGAGCCGUGCCAUGUAUUGCUCGCGGCAUGGUACGGUUCGACUGCGUUCAUCGCCUUGUGCUUGGAUCAAGGGCUGGCCGCCACCGCUGCCGCCAAAUUUCGCUGA